Molecule: messenger RNA, 2258 nt
Organism: Plutella xylostella (diamondback moth)
Lineage: Eukaryota; Metazoa; Arthropoda; Insecta; Lepidoptera; Plutellidae
Source: RefSeq, a predicted model, not a curated record
GCGAGAAGAGCGAAAAGUGGAAGUGAAACUCUAGUACGAGUUGUUACUUUGUGAAUAUUGAACAAAAGUGAAAUUAAAUCGAAGAAAACAACAAUGCCAGCUGUAGGAAUUGAUCUUGGAACCACAUAUUCGUGUGUCGGAGUGUGGCAGCAUGGAAACGUGGAAAUCAUCGCGAACGACCAAGGCAACCGGACCACUCCAUCCUAUGUGGCCUUCACGGACACGGAGCGGCUGAUCGGAGACGCCGCCAAGAACCAGGUGGCGCUGAACCCCAACAACACCGUGUUCGACGCCAAGCGACUCAUCGGACGCAAGUUCGACGACCCCAAGAUACAAGCAGACAUGAAGCACUGGCCCUUCAAGGUAGUCAGCGACGGAGGCAAGCCGAAGAUCCAGGUUGAAUACAAAGGAGAGACAAAGCGGUUCGCUCCAGAGGAGAUCAGCAGCAUGGUGCUAACGAAGAUGAAGCAGAUAGCCGAAGCGUACCUCGGGACUACUGUGAGGGACGCCGUGGUGACCGUGCCCGCGUACUUCAACGACUCGCAGCGACAAGCCACCAAGGACGCGGGCGCCAUCGCCGGCCUGAACGUGCUGCGCAUCAUCAACGAGCCCACCGCCGCCGCGCUCGCCUACGGACUCGACAAGAACUUGAAGGGCGAGAGAAACGUCCUCAUCUUCGAUCUCGGAGGCGGCACUUUCGACGUCUCCAUCCUGUCUAUCGACGAGGGGUCGCUUUUCGAAGUGAAGUCGACGGCCGGAGACACGCACCUCGGAGGCGAGGACUUCGACAAUCGACUCGUGAACCAUCUGGUGCAGGAGUUCAAGAGGAAGUACCACAAGGACUUGACGGGCAACUCGCGCGCGCUGCGCCGCCUCAGGACCGCUGCCGAGCGCGCCAAGCGGACCCUCUCGUCAAGCACCGAAGCCACCAUUGAAAUCGAUGCGUUGUACGAGGGCAUAGACUACUAUUCGCGCGUCUCCCGCGCCAGGUUCGAGGAACUCAACGCAGAUCUGUUCCGCGGCACCCUGGAACCUGUCGAGAAGGCUCUCAAAGACGCUAAACUUGACAAGAGCCAAAUCCACGAUGUCGUAUUGGUCGGAGGUUCGACGCGUAUCCCGAAAAUCCAAAGUAUGCUGCAGAAUUUCUUCUGUGGGAAGCAGCUGAACCUUUCCAUCAACCCUGACGAGGCCGUGGCCUACGGCGCAGCUGUCCAGGCGGCCAUCUUGACUGGAUCCACCGACACCAGGAUCCAGGACGUGCUGCUGGUCGACGUGGCUCCCCUGUCUCUUGGAAUAGAAACAGCCGGAGGAGUCAUGACGAAGAUCAUCGAACGAAACUCAAAGAUACCCUGCAAACAGUCGCAGACCUUCACCACCUACUCGGACAACCAGCCAGCGGUGACCAUCCAAGUGUUUGAAGGCGAACGAGCACUGACUAAAGACAAUAACCUGCUGGGAACAUUCGACUUGACCGGGAUCCCGCCCGCGCCGCGAGGAGUGCCGAAGAUCGACGUCACCUUCGACAUGGACGCAAAUGGAAUCCUCAACGUGUCGGCCAAAGAGAACAGCUCCGGUCGCAGCAAGAACAUCGUCAUCAAGAACGACAGAGGGCGGCUGUCGCAGGCCGAGAUCGACAGAAUGUUAGCCGACGCGGAACGCUACAAGAAUGAAGAUGAGAAGCAGAUGAAGCGCAUCGCCGCGCGGAACCAGCUCGAGGCCUACAUCUUCAGCGUGAAGCAAGCCGUGGACGAGGCGGGCGACAAGCUCAGCGACCAGGACAAGAGCGCAGCCAAGAACGAGUGUGACGAAGCGCUGAAAUGGCUCGACAACAACAAUCUCGCAGACCAAGAGGAAUACGAACACAAGCUGAAAGAGUUGCAACGAGUUUGCUCGCCGAUUAUGACAAGGAUGCACGGAGGCGGCAACAAUGGAGGCAACGCCGGUGGCAUGCCAGGUGGAGGCAUGGGCGGCAUGCCUGGAGGAAUGGGCGGCAUGCCCGGUGGAAUGGGCGGCAUGCCUGGAGGAAUGGGCGGCAUGCCCGGUGGAAUGGGAGGCAUGCCCGGAGGUAUGGGCGGCAUGCCCGGAGGUAUGGGCGGCAUGCCCGGUGGAAUGGGAGGCAUGCCCGGAGGUAUGGGCGGCAUGCCCGGAGGUAUGGGCGGCAUGCCCGGAGGUAUGGGCGGCAUGCCCGGUGGAAUGGGAGGCAUGGGCGGCAUGCAAGGUGGCUACGGAGGACCGACCAUCGAGGAGAUUGAUUAAUU